UGUCUGAAAAAUUUACUCUUCAUGACAGAUUUUUGAGGCAUCUUCUAUAAAAUGUUAUACUUUGUCUUUUUGCUUAUGCAGUUUAAAGAAAUCUUCAGCUGAGCUUAAGAAGAUUUUGACAAAUAGACAGGUUAUUCCUCUCGACAUCACAGUGGAGCUGCAGAAGCAGAUCAUGUCAGAGCUUGAGAUCCUUUACAAGUGUGAUUCUCCAUACAUCAUAAAGUUCUACAGUGCUUUCUUUGUGGAGAACAGAAUAUCGAUAUGCACUGAGUUUAUGGAUGGUGGCUCUCUGGAUGUCUACUGGAGAAUCCCAGAGCAUGUUUUGGGCAGAAUUGCUGUCGCAGUGGUAAAAGGAUUAACGUACCUCUGGAGCCUGAAGAUUUUACAUAGAGAUGUGAAACCCUCCAACAUGUUGGUUAACACACAGGGUCAGAUCAAACUGUUUGACUUUGGAGUCAGCACACAGUUGGCACUGGGAUCUUUUCCAUAUCCACAGGUGAGUCUACUUCAUCAAUCCAAAUACCAAUUUAACCAAUUUAACUUUUUAACCAAUUUAACAUUUAGCUCUUAAAUACUCAAUAGUUCUUCACCCCAGAGGCACGGCGGACACUCGCUCCUUCGUGAUCUUAGUCUAUGGGUAGUGAUUUACUGGUUGUUCACCCAACAAUUGCUCAUCCCACAAUUGCUCAUCCCACAAUUGCUCAUCCAAUUCUUGUACACUCAGAUUACAUUACAUUGCAUACAGUACUGCAGACCUGCUCCAUUCCUCAAUCUCAACAACCCUGUAAUCAGAUUUCAUGCAGGGAUUUGUCAAGAUUAUCCCAUUUUAAGAAUGACAAUCCCAGAUUAUAAUCCGGAUUCAUUUGGAGGUUCCUAGUUUAAGAACCACAUAGUACCCAAUGCACAAAGCAUGUCAUUUUAUGGUGCCUUUAGUAUGUCAUGGUGUAGAUGUAUUGUGUGUUUAAAACACUUACAGUAGUUCUACAUGUUUAAUUAUACGGUGUCAAAAAUUAUGUUGUAUUUUCAAAAUGAAUCCCUCUCUAAUUAAUAAAUUAGAUCAGGUCCAAAGUCGGCCUUGGAGGGCCACUGUCCUGCAAAGUUUAGCUCCAACCUGCCCCAACACACCUGUCUGAAAGUUUCUAGUAUGCCUAGUAAAACUUUAAUUAGAUGGUUCAGUUAUGUUUAACUGGGGUUGGAGCUAAACUCUGUUGAACAGUGGCCCUCCACAGGACUGGACACCCCUGAGUUAGAUCUAUGAACUGCUUAUGGCGCUUUUCCAUUACCAGUACCAGCUCAACUCGACUGGACUAGACUCGCCUCAUCUCGGCUCAGUUCGCUUUUCGCUCUGUUUUCCAUUGCAGAUAGUACCUCCAUGAUAAUACCUGGUAGUCAUAGUGAUGCCGCAGGAAACUGCCGUGACGUAAUCUUCUACGCGACACACCCCUGCUUCCCACACACACAGGACAAUGGAGGAAAUCAAGUGUAUGAAUGAAACACCUCCUCGUUUGACCACGGCGUAUUCUUCCGAGUACGCAAUCUCCGGUCAAACUAUUUAAAAAUGGCGGGGGUUAUUCAGGAUUCUCCAUCUGGCACGUGCAAUGAUGACGCAGUGAAUAGUAAUGAUUCUCUCUGACCAAUCAGCAGUCUGCCGUGUUUUCACGUCACA
Messenger RNA from Carassius carassius (crucian carp), 1666 nucleotides. RefSeq names its product dual specificity mitogen-activated protein kinase kinase 5-like. Gene Ontology annotation, biological process: MAPK cascade; protein phosphorylation. The transcript is spliced from 7 exons. Gene Ontology annotation, molecular function: ATP binding; MAP kinase kinase activity. The coding region runs from base 173 to 571 and encodes 132 amino acids. Lineage: Eukaryota; Metazoa; Chordata; Actinopteri; Cypriniformes; Cyprinidae. The record is from RefSeq and is a predicted model, not a curated record.